Messenger RNA from Zootoca vivipara (common lizard), 603 nucleotides. Lineage: Eukaryota; Metazoa; Chordata; Lepidosauria; Squamata; Lacertidae. The record is from RefSeq and is a predicted model, not a curated record.
AUGGGCAGGCUGAUCAGGUGCUUAAGGCGCCUGUUCAGGCGCUGCCACAGGGUGGCCCCCCAGCAAAGCCCAGAGCAGCCCGUGGCACCAGUUCUGCGGUUCCACAUCCCUUCCCCAGGGGACAUCUUGAGGCCCUUGGAGCACUUCAGGGAUCGCCCCCUGACCCUGGCCCUUGCCUUGGAGGCCCUCCUCCAGCUAACUACCAUGAGGCCCAAAUUCAGCUGCGAUAUGAUCAGUGCGAUCCUCCAUAGGACCAUGGAGGCAGUUCUUCAGGGCCCAGAAAAGGAGGAGGAAAGAGAGGAGCUGAAGCGCCACUUCCGUCUCCUCCUUGGAAGUCUCCUUAUGGAAGCCCCCAAUCCGGGCACCCUCCUGCAACUUUUAAGUGACCUGCGAGGAUACGCCCUGGGGGAAAGUGGGGAGGCUCAAAAACUAGCGGCCAGCAGCAUAUCGUUGCUGCUGGCCGUUGCCCGGAAAUUUCCUCGCCUCCGAAUGACGGUAGUUCGGCCGGACCUGGCCUGCUUCCACCUGAAGCCGGAAGGUGAGCCCCACACUAUGGAGACAGCAAACUACCUUGUCUCUUAUUUGCCCAAGACCCACUUCUGA